This is a messenger RNA of Kluyveromyces marxianus DMKU3-1042, 1323 nucleotides long. RefSeq names its product mRNA-processing endoribonuclease (gene SWT1). The coding region runs from base 1 to 1323 and encodes 440 amino acids. Gene Ontology annotation, cellular component: nucleus. NCBI's taxonomy places the organism in Eukaryota, Fungi, Ascomycota, Saccharomycetes, Saccharomycetales, Saccharomycetaceae. The transcript has a single exon. The record is from RefSeq and is a predicted model, not a curated record.
AUGCUCAACUCAAAAUACGCAUCAAAGAGCGAUAAGAGUCGUGGAGUAGUUAAAACUCAUAAAUAUGAUUUAGAUGAACUACACAAAGAAUUAGGUAUAGAGAGUGAAACUCCCGAGGAGGAUCCCACCAAAAAAGAUACAGUAGUGGGACAUCUUGAGCAAAAUGUUCAUGAUAACAACGACAACGGAAAUUUUGACGAAGAUAUGAUGGAUUUGGAUGAUGAAAACGAAGUAUCAUUCGUUUCCGAUUUGAUCCAACAUCACAGAGAUGGCCAGCACUAUAACGAAUCUGAUUCUAUGGAUCUAAGUCUAGAUCUGGCUACGGGAAUUGAUCAACAAAACGAUUCACCAACUAUUGCUGCGAGAACUGUUCUAGUUGUAGAUACAAACUUUAUUGUGUCUCAUUUAAACACCUUAGAACAACUCAGAUUGUUAAGUGCACAAUAUCAUCAUCGCAUACUGAUACCGACAACUGUGGUGCAGGAACUAGAUGGGUUGAAGAACUCAGAUAAAGUUACUAGUUCGGAUUAUAAUUCAAGACAUCAAAGUCUUGGGAAAUUGGCUAGGGCAGCUAAUGAUUGGAUUUAUAAACAAUUAGCUAACCUAGAGUCGUCUGUCAUCGUACAAAAGAUGAACCAACGAUACAAUUACAGUUUGACAAAAGAUGAUGCAAUAUUAGACUGCUGUCUAUACUUUGCACAAGCAUUGCAAGAUUUUGUCGUGUUAUUAUCGAACGAUAAGAAUCUAUGUCUUCGCGCAUUAUCAGAACACUUAUUGACAGUAUCUUACAGAAAGGGCAUGACUGCGGAACUCAUCGCAAGUAUGGUUUAUAAAGAAAAUCUGGCAACAAGGCAAAAUAUCCAGGUCCCUAAACCAAUUGAACGCGAGCCUACAUACAAUGGCGUAUCCAGUUCGGAUUUCCACGCCCUUGCCGUUAGCGCCUACGACGAAUUUUUCAACGUCAUUGUGGAGGCCAUUGAUCGUACUAUGAUACGCAUAUACGGUGACGAGUUAAUGUUCACUUCGUACAGCCGUAAAGAAAUGACAGACUUCAAAGCAGUCGCAAGGGUAAUUUACAAGCAUUAUAUUGCGGUGUUCUCUGAUUUCUUCAGAAAUUCUGGUAUUAGCCACAAUGAUUGGAAACAACUGCCUAAUGAAUUGGUGGAAGUACCGGUUAGUGUACACCAAUUGAAGGCAUUUGUAACCUUCUGGUCGAAGAUUGUGCAAGCGCUUUGUAAGGAAGAUGCAGAUGUGGAUUCUGAGGCUUCUUCGAAGUUCUUUCACACUUGGCUACAAAGGUGCUCUGAAUUAGGUCCAGCUUGA